This is a messenger RNA of Lactuca virosa, 1509 nucleotides long. Lineage: Eukaryota; Viridiplantae; Streptophyta; Magnoliopsida; Asterales; Asteraceae. The record is from the annotation of a GenBank genome assembly.
AAAGCUCAGUUCUUUCAAACUAAUAUUCUGUCCCCACCAUCUCUCUAUAUCUCCUCGGUCUCCGCCACCCCGUUUGCCGGAAAACCUCCUCCUCCUUUCUACUUCUAUGUUCUGAAAAUCUUUAAGCGAAAAGAGGGUAUCCAACUCACAUCUCCUUCUCUCUCCAUCUCUCUUCAUUUCAAAAUUACUUCAAACCCCGUUUAGAUAUAUCCAUUUCUUAAAGAAAUCCAGAAAACCCAUCUCAAAUCGCUUCAAAAUACAUGUAUGUAUAGAUAAAAACGUCACACAUGCAUUCAUGAGUUGGGUUUGGACCGAGUAUCUUAUCGGGGGUGGCGAAUGGGUUGUCUUAUCUCUCAUCUGGCUGCGAAAUUCGCCUUCUUUCCUCCAUCUCCCCCAACCUACCAGAUCAAGAAAUGUGAUGACGGAAAACAAAUUGCUGUCUACACCUCCUCCUCCAUUCCCCUCACCGGCGGCGUCGAUGACGCCGGUGGCGGCGGCUGCUCACUUGAUGUAUUGUCACUAGAUACUAAAAGUGGCAACAAGAUCGUAGCUUUUUACCUGAAAAACCCAUAUGCAAGACUCACACUCCUCUAUUCUCAUGGCAAUGCUGCUGAUUUAGGUCAACUAUUUGACCUUUUUGUUCAACUCAAAGCUAAUCUUCGAGUCAAUCUCAUGGGGUAUGAUUACUCGGGCUACGGGGCAUCUACUGGAAAACCAAGUGAAGUUAAUACAUAUGCCGACAUAGAGGCAGUAUACGAGUGUCUUGAAACCGAAUAUGGAGUUAGCCAAGAAGACAUAAUUCUUUACGGGCAGUCGGUCGGAAGUGGGCCCACACUUCACUUAGCUGCCCGGUUACCGAGGUUAAGAGGCGUUGUUCUUCAUAGUGCAAUUCUUUCUGGCCUUCGUGUUGUGUGUCAUAUGAAAUGCACACUUUGCUUUGAUAUAUACAAGAAUGUUAAUAAAAUCAGGAAGGUGAAGUGCCCUACGCUUGUGAUACAUGGAACAGAAGAUGAUGUAGUGAAUUGGCUACAUGGAAAUGGAUUAUGGAAAAUGGCAAAGGACCCGUAUGAACCAUUAUGGAUAAAAGGGGGUGGUCAUUGUAACUUAGAGCUUUACCCUGAUUACAUCCGCCAUCUUUGUCAAUUCAUACAUGAAAUGGAAACAAUCACGACCAAAACUCGACUCAAAAAGAUCAAAUCCGAUCUCCACUUUCCAAAAAAGUCAAAGUCAAACCCUAACACAUGUAGUUUCUGUUGCAUAAAAAUCGGGCAGCCCGAAUGCCCGAAAUGUUGCAAACCGAGCUGUGGGUGGAAGAAACCGAAAUGCCCGGAUGUGAAAUUACCGAAAUGCCCGGAUGUGAAAUUACCGAAAUGCCCUGAUUGUUUGAGAUGUGGUUGUGGUUCAUGCGGAUGCUUCAUGUGUUGUUCAUGCAAAUGCAAUUUAGAAGUUCUUGAGGAUGAGGAUGAAGAUGAAGGUAGGGGGAAAAUGGUCACUUGCAUAGUUGAAUAG